Molecule: messenger RNA, 885 nt
Organism: Penicillium riverlandense
Lineage: Eukaryota; Fungi; Ascomycota; Eurotiomycetes; Eurotiales; Aspergillaceae
Exons: 1
Coding region: 1-885 (294 amino acids)
Source: RefSeq, a predicted model, not a curated record
AUGGAGGACCUGUCGCCACUAGGCAACACGGCGCUGCCCUGUGACAACAUGGGCUACCAAGCGCAGAUGCCCACGUUUGACUACCUCCAGAGAUAUGAGGGGGAAAGUCUCCAUGAGAAUGAAACCGAUUUACCUUUCCAGACGCUUAUUCCGCAGUACGAUCAGUCUGCUCCAAACCACUUCUGUUCCCACCAGCCGGACUACCUACCUGAGUAUAACUCUAUUUUUCGCAUUGUCCGACCAAACUUUUGCCAGCUGGAACAGAUGCCAAACUCGUUGUCUGUGUCUAAAAUACUCCUUGAGAUCCCUGCGAAAGAGUCCUUAACAUCGCAGACUGUCACACCUCUGCAGGCUUUCCCCUUUGCAGCAAUAGAUACUCUUCCCUUCUCCUGCUUUGAGUCCCCGCCCAGACUCGCCACUUUCAAGACGCAAAAUUCUCUGAUCCCUAUCCAACCCUUGAGAAUUUCCUUCGGCGCCGAUACUCUCUCUAGUCAGUUGUCCGAAGCACUGGCAGAGUCUGACAAGAAAAGCCACCUCUCUCUAGUGGGCAAUGGGAUUUCUCCGAGUCAACAACAAGGUCAGGUCUUUCGCGGGCAGCCCAAGAAGCAACCUGCAGGUUCUAAUUUGAGCCGGAAAAAGGGGCGCUCUAUUGUCAAAGACUCGCAGUUCAAGUGCAAGAUACCCGAGUGUAACAGUUCCUUCGGGAGUCACGAUAACCUAAAGCGGCACGUGAUGAGCCACUCCCAAAGAAAAGCGAAUGUCCGCUGGGUGUCUGGGUGUCACCGCGCUUUCUUGCGUUGCGACAACCUCAACGCCCACUACACAAAGAUGCGUAACAAACCGGGCUGUCACAACCUUCAUGUUUCCUAUGAGACGAGCCCCUAG